Molecule: messenger RNA, 2345 nt
Organism: Lactuca sativa (garden lettuce)
Lineage: Eukaryota; Viridiplantae; Streptophyta; Magnoliopsida; Asterales; Asteraceae
Product: Tetratricopeptide repeat (TPR)-like superfamily protein
Molecular function (GO): protein binding
Source: RefSeq, a predicted model, not a curated record
AAACCAAAAAAUCAGCUGAUCAACCAUGGUAGUGGAAACUGACCCUAAAAAGCAUUUAAACCCGUCGGGUUGAAAAUUGUAAUUCUUGGGGAAGAACUGCAGGUUUCUUGGGACUGUUACAUAUGACACAAUUGCCAUAGAUUUAAGCUGUUAACACCUUAUGCCUCUCUACAAGCUUUAUUUGUUCAUAAACGUUGACCAGUGAUGGUAUUUGAGGUAAGGAAUUCCACAUAAGAGGUCAGAGGACAGUUGAAUGAUCUAAUGGAGUCAAAAGCUGGCAAAACGUCUGGUAGUAAAUCUUUAUUUUAUGAAGCUCCCCUAGGUCGUUUGCCCAAGUGGUGGCCUCAGGAAGUUCAAAUCUGCUGCUUUCUCCAACUUAACUUAUCAUCAUUCCAAAAAAACGAAACUAACACCAUGGAAACCCUUUGAAUUAGGGUUCAUCUCUCUUGUUGUUCAUGGCUAACUUAAGAUGCGCUACAAAUGAAACCCAUUUAGUGAAAACAGUUUGCGCAGUUGUACUAAAAGGUUGUUCUUGGGACCUUCUAUUAAAACCCAGAAUCGGUUCAGUCAUUUCCUCAAUCUCUGUCAAUCAGAUACUUCAGAAUCUCUCCCAACACGGAUCUUCUUCUUUCAUCUCUUGGAACUUCUUCAAAUGGAUUGAACUGAAUCCUGAUUACAAGCAUUCGUUACAAUCUUCAUGGACCAUGAUUCACAUUUUGACAAAACACAGACACUUCAAAAGCGCACACCAACUGCUCGACAAAAUUGCUCUGAGAGAUUUUUUAUCAUCAACCUCGGUUUUAAAUGCCCUCUCCACUACUUGCGAUGACCAAGAUGUGAAUUCUCAUGUCUUGAGCUGGUUAAUCAUCUUCUAUGCAAAUUCAAAGAUGACCCAAGAUGCAAUUCAAGUGUUUGAACACAUGAGGGUCCAUGGUUUAAAGCCACAUUUACCUGCUUGCACUGUUUUGCUGAAUUCAUUGGUUAAAGAGAGGCUGACAGAUACAGUUUGGAAGUCUUACAAGAAAAUGAUCAAGAUUGGGAUACUUCCAAAUUUGCAUAUCUACAAUGUCUUGAUUCAUGCUUGUUGCAAGUCUUCUGAUAUUGAAAAAGCAGAAGAAUUGUUAAGUGAGAUGGAGAUUAAAUCUGUUUCUCCUGAUCUUUUUACUUAUAACACAUUGAUAUCAUUAUAUUGCAAGAAAGGUAUGCAAUAUGAGGCUUUGUGUAUUCAAGAUAGAAUGGACAGAUCAAAUAUUCAUCCCGACAUUAUAACCUAUAAUUCCUUGAUCUAUGGGUACUGUAAACAAGGUCGAAUGAGGGAGGCAUUAAGAAUGUUCAAAGAAAUGAAAGACACAAAUCCAAAUCAUGUAACCUACACUACUUUAAUCGAUGGGUAUUGUAGAGUCAACAGUUUUGACCAAGCUUUGACCUUGCGUGAGGAAAUGGAAGCUAAAGGGUUGUCUCCUGGGACUGUUACAUAUAACACAAUUCUGCGUAAGUUAUGUGAAGAUGGAAGAAUAAAGGAUGCAAACAAAUUGUUGAAUGAAAUGAGUGAGAAAAAGGUUGUUCCUGAUAACAUCACUUGCAACACACUGAUUAAUGCUUAUUGCAAGAUUGGAGAUAUGAAGUCUGCUUUAAAAGUUAGAGGUACAAUGUUGAAUGCAGGAUUGAAACCUGAUUCGUUUACUUACAAGGCAUUGGUUCAUGGAUUUUGCAAGAUUAAAGAAAUUGAAAAUGCUAAAGAGUUUGUUUUUUGUAUGCUUAAUGAUGGAUUAUCUCCAAAUAAUUGCACCUAUUCAUGGCUUGUGGAUCUUUACUGCAAUUUAAGCAAUGAAGAGAUGGUUUUGAAGUUACCUGAUGAGUUUCAUCAGAAGGGUAUAAUUGUUGAUAUUUCGGUUUAUAGGGCACUAAUAAGGAGAUUAUGUAAAAGAGAGAGGGUUGAUUAUGCUCAAAGAUUAUGUGAUAUUAUGCAGGAUAAAGGGAUAUUAGGAGAUAGUGUUGUGUUUACUAGUUUGGCUUAUGCAUACCUGAAAGCAGGUGAUAUAGAUAAUGGUUUGAAGAUUUUUGAUGAGAUGUACAAGAAGAGGUUGAUGAUCACUCACAAAAUCCACAAAAGUUUUGCUGCUAGUUAUGCUGAUGAUAAGGGUAUUUUGGGAAGUUUUUGGAAUCUUGCUGUUGAAAGAGGCUUAAUUUCAAGAAGUACCUUGAAACAGAUCCAUAAGGAUCAAGAUUAUGCGUAGGAAGCAAACCUUGUAAUCAUGGAGUUAAUUAUUAGCGGCCCCUGUUCUUUAAUUAAAUAUUACUUCUACUCUUUUGAUCGUUGAAUAUUGUUUAUUGUUUUCAGUUUA